ACUAAUAUAAAAACAGUAACACAAUUUACUGAUGAUAAGUUUUAUUCGAAACUAACAAAUCAAUAUGAAAUUCUUCGUUGUAUUUGCUCUGUGCGUCGCUGCGGCCACCGCCAAUGUCAUCAGCCCCAUCGUGGUUAGUGAUGAAGCAGCUGAAAUCCAACAGAUCAUCGAUGCAAUCAACCACCCCAGCACCGACCCUGCCACCGCCGCUCUUUUAGAACAAAUGUUGAACGAAGUUCUCGGUCUUACUAAGCCCGAACCUAUCGAUGUCGGACCUGCCAUCGUUGAGGAUGAGUACGAAUCCAUCUCAGUCGGACCUGCUAUCGUGAAUCCUGAAAUCAACAACUCCCCUCUUGUCCAAAUCGUCAUCAAUGUCAAGCCUGGUUCUGGCAAUCCCGUCGUUGUCGAAGGUAUGCCCGAGGUCGCGCCCACUCCCGUGAUCGUUGUAGAGAACCCUGUGGCUCCCGACCCCGUUAUCGUUGCCCCUGUGAUCAUCCCCGAACCCGUCAUUACUCUUCCUGACAUUCUCAACUAAGAUAAUAUGUACUAGAAAACAUCUCCUUGUUAUACUCCGUGAUAUGAUAAAUUAAAUAUUUUUAAUUUAA
Molecule: messenger RNA, 605 nt
Organism: Vanessa tameamea
Lineage: Eukaryota; Metazoa; Arthropoda; Insecta; Lepidoptera; Nymphalidae
Exons: 2
Coding region: 65-535 (156 amino acids)
Source: RefSeq, a predicted model, not a curated record